Messenger RNA from Brenthis ino (lesser marbled fritillary), 1263 nucleotides. Lineage: Eukaryota; Metazoa; Arthropoda; Insecta; Lepidoptera; Nymphalidae. The record is from the annotation of a GenBank genome assembly.
AUGCUUCGCAACUUAUUACUUAUUGUUGUGAUUAAUUUGUUGAAAGUGGAGUCGUUAUUGGUGAAUCUUAGAAAGUCCUGUGUACCAACUCAAGCUGUGAGAGGACCGUGUCAUACUUGUAUUUGCAAUGAAGAAGGUGUUUUUCAAUGUACGUAUACAAAAUGCGAGGAUAAAGCUCCUGUGCAUCGAAAUAAAUCUAUCAAAGGCGAGUGCCAGCCGCUAAUGACGUAUCAGUAUGAAGAUCUGAUCUGUUCUUGCAGUUUUGAAGGCAAAUGGAUGUCUUACAAUUGUAGAGAAACCUUUCGGAACCUCAAAUCUAAUAGGACCACAUCCCCUAAUCUGAGAUCGGGAAUCACAUUCAGUGAUAAGCCAGACGAAAUUCCUCAAAUCAGAGAAGGACAGAGUUGUAUAGCUGGUAAAAUUUAUAAAUUAGCUUGCAACACUUGCCAAUGUGGACCUAACAAUGUUUUACUUUGCACAAAAAUGGCUUGUCUCGAAAAGACGAUUGCGAAAAAAAUACAAAAUCUAAAAAUAGAUAAUUCUAAACCGGAGCCUAAAAGGAGAAUCGAUGUAACAAAAGUUCCGAAAAAAGUAAAAUCUUUCCCAAAAGUACCGAAAACACAAUGUGUUCCUGGAAGAUUUUAUAGCAAAGGGUGUAAAAAAUGCUUAUGUAAUGAAAAGAAGGUAAUUGUUUGUACGGAAACUUGCAGUUCAUCCGUCAAAAAUCGCAUAAAUGAUCAAGAGAUCUCACAACUAGAAUCUAGAUCAGCCCAAGACUUGCCAGAACUAACGCACGUGGGGAAAGAAUGUGUUCCUGGAAAGUCUUAUAUCGUAUCUUGCAACUUAUGCAUAUGUAAUGAAAAAGGCGGUCUUAUUUGUACAGUAAAGUAUUGCCUACAUAUAAACAGCUACGCUAAGCUCCAAAUACUUAAGUUCACAGGCACUUCUUGUAAAGAAGACUAUAUUGAUAUCUGUGUUGAAUGUAAAUGUGUGAAAUCUAAAAGCCAGUGUUCUCCGGCAAAAAUGUGCGAUAUCAACAACGUUAGUGAGAAGCAGUUGCUAUCAUCCGUUGGUAACAAAAUCAAACUGAGCCUUGAUGUUAAAAAGGAAAACUGUAUACCUAAUGCUAUAUACAAAGUACACUGUAAUGAUUGCUACUGUCAAAACGAUGGUACUUUGAGAUGUACGCAAAAAGUUUGCUUAACCUAUACACAAAUCAAAGAUUUAGAUGCAAGACAAACUUAUUUAGAAAAACAUGGUCUU